Molecule: messenger RNA, 3573 nt
Organism: Triticum aestivum (bread wheat)
Lineage: Eukaryota; Viridiplantae; Streptophyta; Magnoliopsida; Poales; Poaceae
Exons: 9
Coding region: 108-1196 (362 amino acids)
Source: RefSeq, a predicted model, not a curated record
GGUCAUUGACAUGGUGCACGAUUUUUGUAACUAAAAAGAAGUCUAAACCAUGAUGUAAGAAAAUCUCGAAUGGCAUAGCGGAUCGGCUCAUUAGGUGGCAGCCACCUAUGCUGAGAUACGCGGCUGCGAGCAAGCUCACCAAACGAAUAAUAAAUCAAGCGACGCGCUUACCAUCCAUCAUCGUCGCUUCUUCUCCUCCUCGCCCACAUUCUUGCAGCCUCAUUCAUCGCAAGAAUUGCAGCUCCCAAGCAGCACCAUCGCCACGCUUGAUCCGACCCCGCGCAGCAAUGCGGGACCUGUCCUGCUUCGGCGACGGCUCUGUCGCAGUCUCUGCCGCGUCGGCGGCCUCUGUCUCCGGCCGCGGCUGCACGCUCGACCGCUCGCUGCAGGCGGCGACCACCAGCGUGUACAACGCGUCUCUGUCCUCCGGCAAGGGGAUCCUCAUCCGGGUCACGUGGAGCCGGAGCACCGUCGGAGCCCCGGGGCUCACCGUCGCCUUCGACAACGAAGGUCUCCUCUCGCUGUCGUCGUCGAGGAUCGCCACCCAGCAGCACGUGCUGCGGAAGAAACGCGGAAGCAGGUCCAUCGUCACCGAUUCCGGCACGGCCGUCGGCGUCCAUUGGGACGUCACGGCGGCCGAGUACUCCUCCUCCCCGGAGCCCUCCGGCGGCGACUACUACCUCGCGGUCGUCGCAGACGCCGAGCUCGCCCUCCUCCUCGGCGCGGGCGACCUAUCCCGCCGAUUCGCCUCCGCUCCUGCCGCCGCCACCGGGCACCUCGUGAGCCGGCGCGAGCAGCUGCGCUGCGGCGACGCCGAGGCCACGGCCGCGCACGCCACCCGGUGCAGGUUCCGCGAGGGCGGGGAGGAGCACGAGGUGGCGGUGCGCGCGUGCGGCGGCAGGGGCGGGGUGGAGGGAGAGGUGCGCGUCAGCAUCGACGGAGAGGAGGUGGCGGGGGUGCGGCGAGUUGGGUGGGGAUUCCGCGGCAACCGCGCGGUCCUGCUGGCCGACGGGGAGGUGGUUGACGUCAUGUGGGAUGUGCACGACUGGUGGUUUGGCCGCCGCGGCGGCGGCGCCGGGGCGCAGUUCAUGGUGAGGUCGAGGGCGGAGAAGGAGGGGAGACUGUGGAUGGCCGACCAGCCGUCGGCAGCGCCGCCCGGCGGCUUCUUCUUGCAUGUGCAGUGCUACCGGCGUUGAUGGUGUAGUAAAUUGGACAAGCUACACCGCUAAUGUCGGGUGUAUGGAGCUCAGGAAGGCUAUCUGCAACAAGCUUCAGGAGGAUAAUGGUCUAACCUAUAGCCCAGAUCAUGUGCUAGCGACCAAUGGGGCUAAGCAAUGCACUACACACGCUGUUCUUGAUGUUCUCUCAUGUGGUGAUGAGCGCCAUGGAUUAGUUCCCUGCUGUAGGAGAGAGAGAAGAUGAGAGGGAGAGAGAGAAGGAAGGAGAGGAGGGAGAAAGAGAGAGGAAAGAGUAGCUGGAGGUGCGUCGACCGACGUCGGCAUGUGCUGGCAAGGUUGGGCGGGACCGGGCGGUUGGCUGCGGCUCCGUGGUUUCAGAUGGGGCACCGUGGGGAGCCAAGGAGGCGGCUUGGCCCAGCCAUGGCGUUGGUGCUGCGGAGCGCCGCCUCGCGCUACUUCGUCGUCGACACUGCGGGCUUCGCCACCGCCUACGCGAUGCCGCCCCAGGGGGAUCAGCAGCAGCCCCCCUCGCUGUAGGGGCCCAGCCAGCAGGUCGGGGCCAAGCUGGGGCCCUGCGCCGAGUGCAGCGCCACCGGCACCAAGAAGUGCUCCGGGUGCAAGCGCAUGCAUAUUGGUCGGCACUGCUGUUGUCACCGGGCAGAAUGGCCGACUGGCCAUGGGCAGGCUCGGAGCCCUCUGCGAGCAGGUGAAGAAGCUUAAUUUCCAAGGGUAUGAGGUGAUUCUGUUCGCCUCCGGCGCCGUUGGCAUCGGGAGGCAGAGGAUCAAGUACCGAAAGCUCAUCAACAGCCAUGUUGCAGAGAGUUUUUUCUCACAGCAGUUUACUGACGGGCAUUGCCUCUGGUUAUCGUCACUGCUUGUGUGCUGAUAAUUCUCCUUGCUUGAAGUUUUGCCGAUCUGCAGAACCCACAGUUGGACCUGGAUGGGAAGGCCUGCGCUGCCGUCGGCCAGAGUGGCCUCAUGGCUAUCUACGAUACACUGUUUAGCCAACUUGAUGUGACAUUGUCUUAGCUUCUUGUUAUAGAUCGUGAUUUCCGGGAUCCAAGUUUUGGGCUCCAGCUUCAUGAGACUGAAUUUUGUUCAAGGCUAACAGUGAAAAUUUUAUUUGUAAAAUAUGGCGAUCCCUAUAGUGGUAUUUCUGAAGCUUCGCUAUGCUUGCUUUCCCACCAACAAGCAGUAAUCCAAUCACUGGUGCACCAGGUACUAUAUCAUCAGCCAUCCACCAAGACGAUGCUGACAGCCAAAGAAAGCUCCUUCCCCACCGCUGACAGCCGAAACCGCUCUUGUGCUCAUCAAUGUCCCUUUCACCUCUCUAACCUCUGUGUUAACUCCGUCUGGUUCUAGGCCAAUUAAGGUUUUUUUGUUUUGUUUUUGCUUCCAUUCUGUUUGAUUUAAGUGUGGUGGUCAGAUCCUCUUCAGAUGUCCAGUUGAGACACCUACCCAUUUCUUCUCUCUUUUUUCUCUUGAGAGGAGAGGAGAGGAUGCUAACUAGCGAAGUACUAUACUACUACAUUUCAAACCAUAAUAAGGUCCUUCGGUAAAAACAAAACAAGAUUUGCAGCGUCGCAGUAGCAAAAUUCCAGCAUCCACUAGCCACACAAAAAAGUAUGAGAGGAAUUCAAGGAUUAGUUUAUUAUUAACCUAUGUAGUAUAUGCACUGGUAGUUGAUGGAGUUUCAAGCAACAAGCAUGGAGCACCUUCCUCUUUCUAUCAUGUCACUUACCUGAUAAUUUGGUAAUUCUCUCUGUAAUGUCAUUCAUAUACCUGAUAAAGCCAAUUUCUUUGGGGCUCUCUGUCAUUCAUAUGUUCAGUGAUGCAAUCUGAAUUAUUAUGUAGAGGUUACUCCAGUCCUCACUAUUCUUCUAUUUGUCUCUGUUUAGUGUUUUACUUUUUUAUCAGCGGCAUAAUAGAUAACCAUAUCUACAUUUGUCUCUAUUUUCUGUCAGGUUAGUCAAUGUAUAGGACUGCGCUUUUGUGUGUCCUUUCCUUCAAGCUGUUCAGGAGAAGAGAGGAGCGAGGCCUCGAUCCAGACUCAGGAGGAGGAGAAGACGAGGAGCAACACCUAUUUUUAUUGUCCGUCAAGCCCCAUUAUACUUUGCGGUUCCAGCCACCUGAUCACUAACCUGAAUGAGUAAGUAGACCAUUAUAUAUGAUGGUCUUGCUUCCUUUUGUGAUCAUGUAUCUAUGUUUGAUCCGGUGAGAAAAGGCGGCUUCCAAGCAGAGGAUGCGGCAGUGUUGGCCACGUUUGGUUUUCAUAAGCUAAUAAUCUAUCCCUUCCUAUCUACUUCCUUUGUGUACCACGUUGUAACUAAUCAUCUAUGUACCAAUAGUAAAAACUUGGGUGUCUGAAUAUUCUCACAAUAGUUGUCUCCCUCUC